This is a messenger RNA of Plectropomus leopardus (leopard coralgrouper), 1526 nucleotides long. Its product is annotated as heparan sulfate glucosamine 3-O-sulfotransferase 6. The record is from RefSeq and is a predicted model, not a curated record. Gene Ontology annotation, molecular function: [heparan sulfate]-glucosamine 3-sulfotransferase activity. Lineage: Eukaryota; Metazoa; Chordata; Actinopteri; Perciformes; Serranidae.
CUCACAGACGGCACGGAGCGCUGCGGGACGUCACGCACACCUCUCAGCUGAGUCUCGUGGAGGGCAGUUUUUGGACAAAGCAACAGGUUGAUUUUGAUGAAAGAGAGAGAUUAGUUGGGCGAGUAAGACGCGCUGAGUAAGAUGCGGAGCUUUUUGACGCGCGGGGGGACAACUUCUGCGCCACUCUCUGUUGUGGCACGAGCACAGUGAUUUCUCCAAGGCGUCCUCAGUUUGAGUGACUUCUAAAAAGCAUGACGUCCUUUAAUGUGGCGUGUUUCCUGCGUUGUGUCCUCACGCUCGGGAGUGCGACUCAUGGGAUGUAGUAAAUGGAGAGCUGCGCUCAACUGUGGACACCUGAGGGUGCAGUCCAAGCUGUCCGUCUUCUUUACCAUGAUCAUCUUCUUCACGUACCUCUUCUACUGCCUUAACGGAUACUGUGACUCCUUACCCAGGCCCGUUUAUGACCAACAGAGUAAUCUUCCUAAUAAAAUCAUCCUAAAUGAUGAAGCGUCACCGCAGCAGCUCGGCGCGCUUAACGCGUCUCAGGUUGUCCGGGAGCAGCUGUCAGACGCUCCGUCCGACAGUAAUCUCUCUAUAGCCAACACUUUCGGCAGCAAAAAGUUUCCUCAGGCCAUCAUCAUCGGGGUGAAGAAAGGUGGCACGCGCGCUCUGCUGGAGUUCCUGCGCAUCCAUCCGGACGUGAGAGCCGUCGGCUCGGAGCCGCACUUCUUCGACCGCUUCUACGAUAAAGGACUGGACUGGUACAGGAACCUGAUGCCUCGCACUCUGGAGGGUCAGAUCACCAUGGAGAAGACUCCCAGUUAUUUCAUCACCAAAGAAGCCCCUCGUCGCGUCUUUUCCAUGAGCCGCCACACCAAGCUCAUCGUGGUGGUGCGUGACCCCGUAACUCGGGCUGUUUCUGAUUACACCCAGACUCUGUCCAAAUCCCCCGGGCUCCCAUCCUUCAAAAACCUUGCCUUCCGCAACGCCACCACGGGCCUCAUCGACACAUCCUGGAGUGCUGUGCGCAUCGGCAUCUAUGCCAAGCACCUUGAGAACUGGCUGCGAUACUUCCCGCUCUCACGCCUCCUCUUUGUCAGCGGAGAACGCCUCGUGACAGACCCGGCGGGUGAGAUGGGCCGUGUCCAAGACUUCCUGGGGCUCAAACGCGUGGUGACGGACAAGCACUUCUACUUCAACCAGACCAAAGGUUUCCCCUGCCUGAAGAAGCCAGAGGGGAGCAGCCGGCCCCGCUGCCUGGGGAAGUCGAAGGGCAGGCCCCACCCCCAGAUCCCCAACGAGGUCCUGCACAGACUCAGAGACUUCUACAGACCCUUCAAUCUCAAGUUUUACCAAAUGACCGGCCACAAUUUCGGCUGGGACUGAACUCGACAAAGCUCUUAAAAACUGUUAAGCCAACGACCAGAACCAGUCAGGGAAAUCUUGUGUUACCAAAGCUUUGAAAUGUGUGUAAAAUAUGCCUUUCCUUCCUUUCUUAAGCUCUGAAAACUCCGCCUUGCUCCAGA